AUGGCUGAUGCUGAAGGAAUAAAGAUGUUUCUGUAUACUUAUUUACAGAAAAAGCAUAGAAAGUUGCCGCAAUAUUCAUUUAAACAGCGCUCUACAGGCCGCGGCAAAUUGCGCUUUAUUUGCGAGCUUCGAGUGGAUGGUUUUUCCUAUACUGGUAUUGGAAACUCUACAAAUAAAAAGGACGCCCAAACAAAUUCGGCUCGUGACUUUGCCAACUUUCUUGUUCGUGAAGGACAUUUAAAACAGUCGGACCUUCCAUCUCUCAUAUCGGAUCGCGAACUUGACUCCAUAGAAGUUUCAGAUGUCUCCCAAGCAUCAUCUUCGUCAAUUGCUACUCAACUUCCUUUAGGAACAGUCGAAAAAGUGACUGAUUCGUAUAUCAGUGGGACUAUUGAUAGAGCCAAGUUAGAAGAGGCAGAAGAGGUCGAUCUUACUCAUGAAAUUCAUGGUGGAUGGUCAUUGGAAAAUUCUAAAUAUCGUUUAAAUGAAUAUCUCCAACAAAAUAAACAACCACCUCUCAAUAUUAAGUACACUCCUGUUGGACCUGAUCACAACAGGAGCUUCGUUGCUGAAGCUCGUGUAUUCGCGAAGAAGACUCAGAAGGAACUAUAUGCUCGUGAAAAUGGCUCCACAAAAGUGUUGGCUUCGAGAGCAUGUUGUCUCUCACUAGUCCGGCAACUCUAUCACUUUGGUGAGAUUGAGGCUUUUUCUGGGGAUCGCAAGAAGAAGAAGGUAGAUGCGCUAGUACCAAUCUCAGUUGAAAUAGACCCUGAAUUGGACAACCGAUUGCACGCCAUGUUGGAGAAAUUAAACAUGCUACCCAUUCUUACUUCGCCGCCCCUAACGAAUUCCUCAUCUCCAGAAGAACACAACAUGAUUGUGACCUACAAUAUUGCUGAAUUCAAAUCUAAGCCCCGUCAAUCUGCUGAACCUGUCUCUUGGUCACCACCAACUCCGAAUUGGAACCCCUGGACUGCGUGUAACAUAGAUCAUGGUCCCGAGGCUUACCAGUCACUUGCUCAGAUCAGCCAAAAAUUCAAGUGUGAGUACGACGAACGCAUAAAUUCUCAGUUCUACGCUCCAAUAAAAAAAGAGCGUGCAUCCCUACCUGUCGCAAAUUAUAUAAAUCAGAUUCUCAACUGCAUCGCCAAGAAUCAAGUCACACUGAUCAGGGGCGAGACGGGAUGCGGAAAAACCACCCAAGUUCCACAGUUUAUCCUCGACAAUUAUAUUGCAUCUGGAAAGGGUGCAGAGUGUGCCGUGUUGGUAACACAACCUCGUAGGCUCUGUGCCAUCUCCUUAGCUGAACGGGUGGCAAGUGAACGCUGUGAAGCCAUCGGAAUUUCGGUCGGUUAUUCAGUUCGUUUUGAGACUGUUCACCCUAGACCGUUUGGUUCCAUUCUCUUCUGCACUAUUGGAACCCUCUGUCGAAAAAUGGAAGCUGGAAUUCGGGGUGUUUCGCACAUUAUAAUCGAUGAAAUUCAUGAACGAGAUGUCAACACAGACUUCAUGAUGAUUCUGAUUCGCGAUUUAGUGAAGACUAACCCCGCUUUGAGAGUUAUUCUGAUGUCAGCGACUAUUGAUACGACGACUUUCCAGGAGUAUUUUGGAAAGACUGCGAUUGUGACAAUUCAUGAAAGAAUGUUCUUAGUCCAAACAACAAAGUGGUCCAAUAUGGGGUUGAAAGGGUGA
Molecule: messenger RNA, 1692 nt
Organism: Rodentolepis nana
Lineage: Eukaryota; Metazoa; Platyhelminthes; Cestoda; Cyclophyllidea; Hymenolepididae
Source: the annotation of a GenBank genome assembly